Messenger RNA from Rhipicephalus sanguineus (brown dog tick), 1600 nucleotides. Its product is annotated as steroid 17-alpha-hydroxylase/17,20 lyase-like. The transcript has 10 exons. Bases 1 to 1413 code for a protein of 470 amino acids. Gene Ontology annotation, molecular function: monooxygenase activity; heme binding; oxidoreductase activity, acting on paired donors, with incorporation or reduction of molecular oxygen. Lineage: Eukaryota; Metazoa; Arthropoda; Arachnida; Ixodida; Ixodidae. The record is from RefSeq and is a predicted model, not a curated record.
AUGGGGGUCACGUUGCAGGAGGAAAACAAGGAGAUCCGGCGCAUGAAAGAGAUCAACCACGAGUUCUUCGAGGUGUCGCCCAACGGACUCCCGAGUGACAUCGCUUCCUGGUUGGCAAUACUUUAUCGCAAGCAGGAGCAGAAGGCCGAAGCCCUUAUGUGCGAGUUUCGAGAUAUCGUUCACAGCCGCCUGUUUACCAAGGCACAGCAAUCUUACGUCCCAGGCAAGACGGGAAACUUCACGCAUGCCAUGCUAGCUGCUCAGGAAGAAUCUCUCCGCGAAAAAAAAGGCUAUGCUGAGUACCUCACCAAAGGCAACAUGAUCCAGAUCAUCUUGAAUCUUGUUACGGGACACCGGUUCGGCAAUAGCAGCAAGUGCAUCAAUGUCACCACUAUCAGCAGCUACUCGAACUCUGGAUACGGAAUGUGCCGGGAGGACGACAUCUUCAAGGACGGCGAGGCGUACAACAGGCUAAGCGAUUGCUUGCAGCUGCAUGAGGAAAAAAAUGACAUUGAACGCCUGGAAAACAUCAACCACCGGUUCUACGAAAUCUCACCCAACGGCCUGCCCAGCGACAUCGCUCCCAUUCUGGCCAUUCUCUAUCUCAAGAGAGAGAAAAAGAUGGCAGCCGUUUUCCGCGAACUCGGAGAGAUUCUUCACAGGCUGUUCUCGAAAGCCGAGGCGACCUACAUCCCAGGUAACAUCGAGAACUUUACGCACGCCAUGUUGGCCGCCCGAGAGGAAGCAAUCAAGGAAGACAAAGCUGACGCGCCGUACUUGACCAAAGCCAGUAUGAUUCUCGCUACAGUGAACCUUUUCAACGCUGGAUCCAACACAUCGACGGGCACACUUCAGUGGCUGCUGCUACGGACAGCAAAAGAACAACGCCUUCAAGAGAGGAUUAAAAAAGAAAUAGAAGACAACAUCGGGAGCGUGCCACCCGUGUACGGAGACCGUGAGAAGCUUCCAUUCACUGUGGCUUGCCUGCUAGAGACGCUGAGGAUGCACCCGGCGACGCCUCUCGGAAUACCACAUAACACAACCACGGAUACUCGAGUCGGCAAGUGGAACAUACCCAAGGACACGGGCAUGAUGUACAACAUCCACGCGGUGCACCAUGACCCGAAGAACUGGGAAAACCCCGAGGAGUUCCGUCCCGAGCGGUUCCUCGAUCCCGUGACGGGGAAAGUAUGCACUGACGUCGGUCCUCUGAUCACCUUCGGCCAGGGAGCCCGCAGCUGCCCAGGAGAGAAGCUGGCUCAGAUGGACAUGUUCUACAUUUUUGUACGACUCAUGCAAAGGGUCACAGUCAGUGUGCCUAGCGGGUCCUCAGACGUAAACUGGAACGGAAAGGGUUCCAGCUUGUUUUUGCACCCUGCUCGGCAAAAUAUUGUAUACACGAGAAUAAGCUAAAUGUGCUGCGUACUACACGAAACCCGUUGUAUACUGUAGCCGCCUGGGAACCUGUAAGAAUAGCCAACCUUUUGAAUGUCGUGGUUCCCCCAAUACGAAAGGUGUGGUCACCGACAAAGAAAUUGAACUGUUGAUGAACACGUGUUAAAUGCGCGCGGAUGCAUGCGCGUACCAGUAGAGCCAUAAA